Molecule: messenger RNA, 4066 nt
Organism: Dendronephthya gigantea
Lineage: Eukaryota; Metazoa; Cnidaria; Anthozoa; Malacalcyonacea; Nephtheidae
Product: inactive tyrosine-protein kinase 7-like
Exons: 11
Coding region: 198-3371 (1057 amino acids)
Biological process (GO): axon guidance; protein phosphorylation; homophilic cell-cell adhesion
Cellular component (GO): plasma membrane; axon
Molecular function (GO): protein kinase activity; ATP binding; cell-cell adhesion mediator activity
Source: RefSeq, a predicted model, not a curated record
CGCGACCGGCUUCCGUUUCACCGCGCUGUGAUUGACGCUUUAAUCGGAUCACGUGACAUCACAGUAUUGUCCUCAGACGCUGAGCAAUCGGACCAACACUCGGUAAAUAGAUCAGAACUUGCGUCUGUUUUCCCCUUAGAUGCUUGAAUUUGCACCGAACGAAAGGUCCUAAUACAGUUCGAUCAUCGUCGCUGAUUAUGGCUGAACACCUCUCUCGACAGUGGCUAUCGCUAACGAUAAUAUUAGCGGUUUUAGCAGGCAUCGUCCAGGCUUUGGCUUUCACAGCGCAGCCAAGCAAUACAUCGGUAAAUGAGGGUGCAGAGUCCGUUGUUUUGAAGUGUAAACUAGAUACGGUAGUUACAAUACGCUGGUUCAAAGACGACACCGAAAUAAAAGAGGACUACAAAAAGUACACUUUUACAAGAGAUGGUCUGCGGAUAAAAAAUAUAGUGAAACCUGACGCGGGAGUUUAUUAUUGUAUGUCUACUGGAUUAAAGAGUAACGAAGCCACUUUGACUGUUAAAUACAUUUGCAAAGAUGGCUUCCAGAUAAAAAGCUCCGGUGAUGCAUUUCGUGGUGCGAGUGUCACCUUGACAUGUAAUUGCCCCUCGGUGCCUACCCCACUCUACACCUGGCAACAUAAAAACAACGUGCUACAAACCACGGGAAAUGUUUUAGUCUUAACGAAUGUUCAAAAGAGCAAUGGUGGAAACUAUGUUUGUGUUGUAAAAAGCGGUGGUAAAACGGCGACAAGCUUGCCGCACAAUCUCGCCUUUCAUGACUGUUCUCCACCGAAGGUUAUCCGUCCUCCUGAGCGAGAGACUCUUUUUGCUGUUGCAAAACCUUUGACGGUUCGAUGUGAUGCGAAGGGGGACGCCAAACUUGUUGUCAACUGGUAUCAUGGUAGCAAUAAGCCAAUGAGGAACACAACAUUUGUGAAGAUUUUACCAAACGGCGCUCUUUAUUUUUCCUCGCCGUUUGCUGAAGAUGCUGGAGAUUACCAAUGCGUUGCUAAAGAUUCUUGCUACCAAUCAAAAACAUACACAACGAAACUGGUGAAAGCGAAAAUUGGAUCGUUUAAGGCGAUGAAAGAUGUUUUGAAUCGUGUUGGGAGUACGGUAUCAAUAACGUGUGUUCCCCCCAGUAACUCGUACCCAAGAAUCAAGAACGUCACUUGGCUUGUGCGUAAAAACAGUUCCUUACCAAACGAUGCAAGAAUUUCAGUCGUGGACGGAACCUUACGAAUUGAAAAGGCCCAAAAGUCAGACUCGGGAACGUACAGAUGUGUGGCUGAAAACGCCGCUGGUCAACGUCAUGUUGAUGUUGCUGUCAUUGUUGCAAUUUACCCUGAAGUGACACGAGACCCAAUGAACAAAACCAUCAUUGAGAAUGAGACGGCGAGAUUAGAAUGUCAAUUCAGCGGGGACCCAAAACCCGUGAUCACGUGGGAAAAGAAUGGGGAGAGUUUGCCCGUUGAAACAAACAUUCACCAGAAAACGAUUGGUAGCAGUUCAGUCCUGAUUAUUAAGAAUGCUGAAAGUGAUCAAUCUGGAAAAUAUCGUUGUUCUGCAAAGCUGAAGCAUGUCACUGAGCGAACUAAGGAAGCCACGCUGUUUGUUAAAGAGAAAAUCAGGUUGGAGACAUUCAGCUCGGAGAAAUUCGAUGAAGGCAAAGUUGCGAAGUUGAUUUGUAAGAUCAUCACUGGCACCAAACCAUAUCAUAUUCGUUGGGUUAAACAAGGCAUGAAGGAGGGACUUCUUCCGCAUAUGAAAGUGGUUCGGGAGUCCACUCUUUUAAUUGAAAACGCGCGAAUGAGCGACUCAGGAAACUACUCGUGUUACGUCAAUAACUCCUUCAGCAGUGAAUCGCUCACGUUUACCGUCCACAUUUACGAUUUCGCAAAAAUCGUUUUGAAACCGAAGAAUGUAACUGCCAAAAUAAACAACACCGUAUUAUUCAAUUGCAAGGCAACGGGAAUACCCAAACCUAGGAUUCUGUGGUACAUUAGCAAAACAAAAGGCGACAAUGGUUGGAAACCAUUGUCAGAUAAACCAGGAAGUAAAAUCUUUCCCAACGGGUCAUUGCUGUUGCAUUCUGUACAAAAGAAAGAUGCAGCAAAAUACAGGUGUAUGGCUGGAAAUGCUGGUUAUAUCGACGACGCUGUUGCGCAUUUGAGCUUUAGAUCAAAGGACAAAACAACACCCCGUAUGUAUUUAACAAUGAGUACAGGUUUGAAGUUAAUGACUAACCAACCAACCAUACCUUGGCUCACCACGGUAUACCAUAGUUCAGGGCAACCAGCUGGAGGGUCCGAGGGGACAGGUGGAGAAACUGAUGAACACGAGUCGGACGAUAUGGGUAAGACAGUGGGGAUCGCCGUAGGAUGUGCAGGGGCAUAUAUCAUUCUUGUCGUUGGUUUAAUGAUCUACUGCAAAGGCCGGCGAGCAAGACAGGCGAAAAAUAAAUUAAUUGUAAACGGGGAAGACAUUCCUCUUAAACCGGACGACAAUGUUGAUAAUGUUGAGGUAGUGAAAGGGCCUGAAGCGCUGAACGCACCACACUACCCACGAGAGAACCUGGAGACGUUACGAACGCUCGGAACCGGUACUUACGGGCUCGUUUUCCUUGCAAAGGCUUCGGAAAUCUCCGAGGGCGAAGGCUCGAGUAUUGUCGUCGUGCAGUCGUUGACGUCCGACGAUGAAGUCGUGAAGAAAGACUUCAUGAGAAGAAUGGAGAUGCUGUCGUUGAAACAUGAAAAUAUCGCGAAAUUAUUAGGCGUCUGUCAAGAUGAAGGGCCCAUGUAUUUGAUUUCUGAAUAUCCUGAACAAGGUGACCUAAAGACAGUCAUGCGCGAUUCCUCAACACCCCUGAGCCCAACCCAGAAAGUGAACAUUUGUGCAGCGGUCGCUUCUGGUAUGAACUAUCUUACAAGCCAUGGGUUCGUGCACAAAGACCUUGCAGCACGCAACUGCCUCGUGAACAAAUCAUUCUCCGCGAAAAUCUCGUUCCUCAGUCUCAACCAAGGUACCUAUCCUAAAGAAUACUACAAUCACAAGGGGGAACUUAUUCCCCUACGAUGGAUGGCCCCGGAAGCCCUGGAAGAUGACUACAGUGAUAUGAGCGAUGUCUGGUCGUUUGGUAUCCUCAUGUGGGAGGUUUAUACCGAGGGCAUUUUACCCUACGAGGAAAGACCCGAUGAGGAAGUUCUGCACUCCGUGGCCGAUGAUCUGCGCCUGACCAAACCCGAAGGGUGUCCUGGGAAGAUUUAUAAGAUGAUGGAAAAAUGUUGGGCGGACAAUAAAGAAGAUCGAUUAACGUUUGGGGCACUCUGCGAGGAUCUUUCUGAAAUACCGCGAGAAAUAGAUUUUUAAAUUUGAAGGCCAACUUUUUAGCGACUUUAAAUGAUGAUGAAAAUGCGAAAGUUUUAAUUCAUAUUUUAUCCGACUAAAACUGUUCUGAAAUACAAGGGGAAAACGAAAUAGCAAGCGGGGAGAGUUUUGGUAAAAAAAAUACAAAACAAAGUAUUUGAAAUUUGUAAAAACGUUGCAAAAAUGACUUCGGGAUCCAUUUUGGUCGAAACGGAGUGAAAAAUAAUUGCAAGAGAGUGGGGGGUCAUUCAUGGAAACUGUGACUUUGAACUGAAAGAGAUUCUUCAGGAGAGAGACGUUUUUUCAUGUGUUCAGCUUCGGUGGUAGGAUUCAGACAUGGACGAAGGAAAUGCAAGAUUUGGUUUGGUUCAUACGUAGAAUUGCUUUGAUCUUGCUACAACGAUUACAUGGGGGGGAAAUAGAGAACCAUUUCCAGCCGGGAAUAUUCGGUAUGAUGGGUACUGAUAUACGAUGGAUAUUGACAUGACAUAUCUUAAUGUACACUUUUGGGAAACGAAGUCAGCAAAUUGUCGAACGAACUUUUGUGCAAUAUGAAUCGUUACAAAGGAGAAUUUUUGAACAUAUUUUCACGAAUCACGAUGUCUGUAUUUAGAAGGAACAUCAUUUCUUUUCAUUCCAAAACGGUUUUAGAAAUAUAGUAAAAUUAGGUAGUACAAAUUAAAUUUUUAAACAACGUU